Messenger RNA from Mytilus californianus (California mussel), 4709 nucleotides. Its product is annotated as cytoplasmic aconitate hydratase-like. Gene Ontology annotation, biological process: tricarboxylic acid cycle; citrate metabolic process. NCBI's taxonomy places the organism in Eukaryota, Metazoa, Mollusca, Bivalvia, Mytilida, Mytilidae. Gene Ontology annotation, cellular component: mitochondrion; cytosol. The coding region runs from base 27 to 2813 and encodes 928 amino acids. The record is from RefSeq and is a predicted model, not a curated record. Gene Ontology annotation, molecular function: 4 iron, 4 sulfur cluster binding; aconitate hydratase activity. The transcript has 22 exons.
CACACGUGACGAAAGCAAAAGUGAAAAUGGCGACUACAACAGAAAAUCCCUUCCAGCAUUUGGUGCAAACAGCUAACAUUGGAGGCAAAGACUACAGAUUCUUCAAUGUAUCAGCAUUAAAUGAUCCUAGAUAUAAAAAGCUUCCGUACUCCAUCAGAGUGCUAUUGGAAUCAGCCAUCAGGAACUGUGAUGAUUUCCAGGUACUACAGAAAGAUGUGGAACACAUUCUGGACUGGGAGAAAAAUCAGACCAAAAAUGUUGAAAUUCCAUUUAAACCAGCCAGGGUCAUCCUACAGGAUUUCACGGGGGUACCAGCAGUGGUAGAUUUUGCUGCUAUGAGAGAUGCUGUCAAAAGAUUAGGAGGGGAUCCACAGAAAAUUAACCCAGUCUGUCCAGCUGACCUAGUUAUUGACCACUCUAUACAGGUGGAUGUGUCAAGGAGUACUUUGAGAUUCUCCCCAAACCCUGGAGGAGGUCAGCCCAAAUGUUUGAACUGUGAAGGUCCUUGCUCUGAUAAAAUUUGUCCAUUUCAUGGCAACAAAACAUCUAGUGCUGAUGCUUUAGAACAGAAUCAGGAAUUAGAAUUUACAAGAAAUAAAGAAAGAUUUGUAUUUUUGAAGUGGGGAGCAAGGGCUUUGAAGAAUAUGUUGAUUGUACCUCCAGGGUCAGGGAUAGUUCAUCAGGUCAACUUAGAAUUUCUUGCCCGAGUUGUUUUUAACGACAAUGGGACAUUGUAUCCAGACAGUUUAGUUGGAACUGAUUCUCAUACUACAAUGAUCAAUGGUUUAGGAGUUGUUGGCUGGGGUGUCGGCGGGAUUGAAGCAGAAGCUGUUAUGUUAGGCCAGUCCAUUAGUAUGGUGCUUCCUCAGGUUGUUGGUUACAAAUUGACCGGAGAAGUUGACCAAAUGACCACAUCAACAGAUGUUGUCUUAACAAUAACAAAGCACUUAAGGCAGAUAGGUGUGGUUGGAAAGUUUGUAGAAUUCUUUGGGCCUGGUGUUUCCAAGCUUUCCAUUGCUGACAGAGCAACGAUCUCAAACAUGUGUCCUGAAUAUGGUGCUACUGUCGGAUACUUCCCUAUUGAUAAUAAAAGUCUAGAAUAUUUAUUACAAACAGGGAGAAGUAAUGAACAGAUCAACUUUAUAGAGCAAUAUCUAAGAUCUAUCACAAUGUUCAGAAAUUAUAAUGAUCAGAAUGAAGAUCCUGUGUUCUCAGAGGUUUAUGAGCUAGACUUGUCAACAGUGAGGGCCUGUUGUUCUGGGCCUAAGAGACCUCAGGAUAAAGUGGCUGUUACAGAUAUGAAGUCUGAUUUUACACAAUGUCUCAAUAAUAAAGUUAGCUUUAAGGGCUUUGCAAUACCGUCAGAUAAACAAUCAACAACUGUUCCAAUCAUUUAUGAAAACAAGGAGUAUACAUUGUCACAUGGUUCUGUUGUCAUAGCAGCCAUCACUAGCUGUACAAAUACCAGCAAUCCAUCAGUCAUGUUAGGAGCUGGCCUUCUAGCAAAGAAUGCAAUAGAAGCAGGACUAUCCGUGAAGCCAUACAUCAAAACUAGUCUGUCCCCUGGCAGUGGUGUGGUGACCUUUUACCUCAGAGAUAGUGGUGUUACUCCAUAUUUGGAAAAACUAGGGUUUUCUGUAGUAGGUUAUGGUUGUAUGACUUGUAUUGGUAAUAGUGGACCAUUACCAGAACAGGUCGGAGAAGCCAUUGAGAAGGGAGAUUUGGUGACGUGUGGUGUGCUCUCAGGUAACCGGAACUUUGAAGGAAGAAUCCAUCCUCUGAUACGAGCUAACUAUUUAGCCUCACCUCCUUUGGUCAUAGCAUACGCAUUAGCUGGAACUGUUCUCAUAGACUUUGAAACAGAACCUCUAGGAACAAAUUCUGAAGGCAAACCAAUAUUUUUGCAAGACAUCUGGCCAACAAGGAGUCAGAUACAGGAAGUUGAAAAAGCAGUAGUGGUGCCAUCUAUGUUUAAUGAUGUAUAUUCCAGAAUACAGAAAGGGAACACCAGAUGGAAUAGUCUAGAGGCUCCAGAGGGGAUGAUUUAUCCAUGGGAUGAUAAAUCUACAUAUAUUAAAUCACCACCAUUCUUUGAAACAAUGGUGAAAGAUCUUCCAGUUGUUGAGGGUGUGAAGGAUGCCUGUGUUCUAUUAAAUCUUGGUGAUUCUGUGACAACAGAUCAUAUCUCCCCUGCUGGCAGUAUAGCUAGGAACAGCCCAGCUGCCAGAUACCUAGGAUCUAAAGGAUUAACAGCUAGAGAAUUUAAUUCCUAUGGGUCCAGACGUGGUAAUGAUGAUGUAAUGGCCAGAGGGACAUUUGCAAAUAUUAGAUUAGUUAAUAAAUUUGUUGGUAAACCUGGAGCUCGUACAGUUCAUAUCCCCUCAGGACAAGAGAUGGACAUCUUUGAUGCAGCUCAGAGAUACAAGACUGAAAAUAAAUCUGUGAUAAUUUUGGCGGGAAAAGAGUAUGGUUCCGGAUCUUCCAGAGACUGGGCAGCCAAAGGUCCAUGGAUUCUUGGUAUAAAAGCUGUGAUUGCUGAGAGUUACGAGAGAAUCCAUAGAAGUAACUUGGUUGGAAUGGGCAUCAUACCAUGUCAGUAUUUAGAGGGCCAGGAUGCUACAUCACUGGGAUUGACAGGGAAAGAGUCGUUCACAAUAGAAAUACCAACAGACAUACAGCCUGGACAAGUUACUAAUGUUAAGCUAAGUGACGGCAGAACAUUCCAAGUUAAAGUACGUUUUGACACCGAGGUAGAACUGGUGUAUUUCCGUAAUGGUGGAAUCCUGAACUACAUGAUUCGUCAAAUGUUAUAACAGUCACUAAAAAUAGAAACUUGUGACCAUAAUAGAACUUGGAAAACUUGUUGUUGACUUGUUGAUAGAUGUUAUUGUAUGAUUCUUUGAUAGAAGAGGAUUUUAUUUUUUUUUUGUGGAUGUUACUUGAAAUGGUUAAAUAACUUCGUUAUUUGAUUUCAUGUAUUAGUUAUAUGAUUUGAUGAUGGAAAACACUUACAAAAUAACACAAUUGAUUUGUAUAAUGAACAUCUGUAAUAAACAUCAACAGCUCUGAUCAGGGUCGAAAUUUUGAAACAUAAAAACAUUUUUUUUGUUAGGUAUUUUCAGUUGUUGAAAUCCAUGACAUUUAGAACCUUUUUCAAUAUAGCUGGUGUGUUGGUAGAAUUCAAUGAAAUGAAAUAGUAUUUCUUUAGCUAGUAAUAAUCACUUAUCAUUGCUAUAUUAGCAAUAAUUUAAACAAUUAUAGUUAUUUCUCCCAAAUAAUCCAUAGAUUGUCCUCACAUACUAAUAGGUGAAAGGAUUUAAGGCCUAAAAUAUAUUGGAUCAGGGAACUGCUUUUUUUGGUCACUUCACUGAGUUAUGUUAAAGUAUUAAACAUUUUGUUUUAACAUUGGUUCCCCAGAUGUCUAGUCGCCAGGUAGCCCACCAAACCUGUAGGUCGCUGGUUGCAUUUGACCAUGUUAGAACCACAUUUGGUAUCCGUCCAUGAAGAAGGGUCAUUGAUUAACAGGAACCAUUUUGUUGCAUAUUUUACUCAAAUAAUUAAGUGGUUACAACAAGGAUUUUAAUACUAUAAAAUCAUUGGUUACAACAACUUAUUAAUUAUUGAAAAAAAUUAAAGUCAGACCUCAAAAUCAUAUUCAGUCUAGGAUACCUUGAAGGAGCUUACUUUUGUUUUGGCCUUAGAAAGAUAUUUGUUAUUUGUAACAAUCAGUUUUGACAAUAUCAAUUGUAUAAAUGUUUAAAAGGGAUGUUCCAAUUGAAUGUUAGAUGAAAUUAGAAGCAUAGUAGAAAUAUAGACUUAAUUGACCAAUCAAAAGUAGUCACAUGAUAUUAAUUCUAAAAAUACAUUAGUGAUUGUCUUACAUCUUGUUGUUAUGUUUCAUAGUUUAGAGUUAGAUAAACAGACUUGAAUACAUAUCAGUUUUCUUUUAGCAGUUAAAGGUGUAAUACAGAAAUACUGAUUCACCAUACAGAACAUAAAUAGUUAAACUUUUUUCGAAAGAGCCGAUACCAUUCCAAUUUUGUUUAGGCUGAUGAUCCUAAAUAUAGGAUAACUUGUGUGAAAAUAGGAUUUUAAUACCAAAAAUAUUGCAAUUCCAGCAUGCCAUUCAUUCUGCUUUAGAUAUGAAUACAUGUUGUAUAAUUACAUUGUUUGUAUAUAUGUGUGAUAAUAUAGUUGCCCCCCCCCCCCUUUUCAUUAAUUUUAAAGUAUGAAGGAUGAUGCAUAAUAAUGGGUGUUAUGAGAAGGGAUGGUAUUUACAUACAUAUUUCAAUGAUUAUUUGAUAUUUAAAAGAAUUUUUGCAAUCAUUUUUUUUUUAAAUCUUGGGCAUUCAGGUGCUUGUAAGAAUUUGUUAAGAAUGAUGAUUUUUUUUGUUGUUCAAAUAUUGGGCAUUCUCAUGUUGAGAAAAAUUUAUGGAUUGUGAAUAAAUUUGAAUAAAUAUUAAUAAGAUUAGGUACUGGUCUUAUGUGAACGGAAAGUAAAAACAAACACCUUAUACAUAUGUAUUGUACUUGUAAUUAGGUCAAUAGGUUAAAAAUCCUUAAUUUAAUAAAUGACUUGUCAAAAUGUUCAAUGAUAUAUCUGAGUCAGAUUAACUUGAGCUUCACAGGGAGUUAUUCAAUCAGAAAUUUUAUAUUGUAAUUCAUUCAUGUCAUGAUUUAUAAUAAAAUUAAUAUCAUAUUUAUUCUUA